ACCAAGGAUGUGGUUACAUAGUUUAAAAGAAGAAGUGUUUUUAUCUGACGCCACAGUUUGCUUUCAGGAAAGUGUCAGACACUCACAUCAGAGCACAUUUACAGUGAAACACCAUGAACAACAACAGCAACUGUUCAUUUGAAGAUGUGGACUCGCUUGUACAGUCAGUAGAGCUGGUCAUCUACGUGCCCAUCUUUGUGUUUGGUAUCCUCUUAAAUGGCACUGCACUUUGGGUGUUCUGCUUUAUUUUUAAAAAAUGGACUGAAUCUACCAUCUACAUGAUCAACUUGGCUAUAAUGGAUCUGCUUCUCUUGCUUCAGCUGCCCUUCAAGAUGCACGCCACAAACUACAAGUGGUCAGGCAACAAAAAGGAUUUCUGUUCUUUCCUGGAAAGCCUGUACUUCAUGGCCAUGUAUGGGAGCAUCUACAUCAUUAUGUGCAUAUCUGUGGACCGCAACCUUGGCAUAUGCUACCCAUUCCUUGCCAAGCGCCUACGUUCCAAGAAAAGUGUCUGGAAGGUGUGUUCGGCAAUUUGGCUGUUGGUGAUAGUAGCAACUAGUCCAGUUUAUACAUUCAAACGAAAGGGAACUGAAGAAUUCCAUUGCUUCCAUGGCUUUUCAAAUAAGGCAUGGAACUCGGCACUUAUUGGGUGUCUGGAGGUGUUUGGCUUCCUGCUGCCUACUCUUGUGCUGAUAUAUUGCUCGGUGCAGAGUAUCCGUACCCUGAAUGAUAGAAAAUUCACAAGCAGUCCUGACAGAGAAGCUGGUGUCCGGAUCAUUUACAGCAGCCUGUGUGCUUUCCUGGUGCCCUUCACACCAUGCCAUAUAGCAAUCUUUCUCCAAUACCUGGUCCACAGCUCCACCAUCUCUGAAUGUGAUGCCAAGAAAAGGAUCUCCCUGUUUUUACAGUUCUCUCUCCACCUGGCCAACAUAACAUGCUGCCUGGACGCCAUAUUCUACUAUUUUAUAGCCAAAGAGGUACGGUCAAGUAAAGACAGAAUCAGGAUGUCCAUCGGUAGGAUUAGAAGUGUGAGUACCUCAGAAGCAUAAGAAAGAAAGUGUGGAUUUUUUUGAUUAUGGAUUCUCAAAACAUGAUGGUACUUACUAAGGCUCAUUAUUGAUACAAUAAUCUGUUUAAUAUAGUGUGCCUCAGAGGCAGAAGAAAAAUGGUCAUUUUAUAAAGAUGACUUUGAGAAAGAAGCUGCCAUGUGCAGGUGUGGAGGUUGGCAAGCUGAAGACAUUUAAUGUUGGAUUAUCAAAAGCAGUGAUACAUAUCAAGACAUAUUUACUCAUUUUAACUCCUCUGUUUUGUGUAAAGUGUGCCUCGGAUGUGUAAGAUAGAAAAGGGUUUCUUGUCUGAGUCACCUUAGCGGCCUGUCAAAGGUUGUUCUCACGCGAAGGGAGCGUGCCAACCUGAACAGAGAUUUCAGAAAUGAAUUCACAGAAGUUUAUGAGCUUUAUCUAAACCGAUUACUUAUAGUACCAUUUGGUUAAACUAAUCUGUUUUAUGUGCUAUGUAUCAUAGGGACAUGAAGUUUGUUCAUGAUUAGUUUAAUAUAUAUUAAGCAAUAAAUAUUUAAUUGGGGAAAGGGCUGAGAAAUCACAGAGGAUACUGCUAACAGCUUUCUUAUUUGGGUGAAUAAGUGGGCACAGGCAGCAUGCCUGGCAGUUUCACUCUGUCUCAGACUUGUUUCUUUUUGUUCUACAAUUCACAUGCCUACUGGACAUAGUAUCAGAUGCAUAAAGCAUUAUUUAAAAGUAAAGUUUGUUAUUUCUUAAAUUUUUUUUCUGAUAAAGGUCUAAUAUAACUUUUUAACUGUUUAAUGUAGCCUUAUCUUUUAUUCCUUAUUUUUUUUCAGUGUAAUAUGGAUCUAAUACAGUAUUAGGUACCGGUAAUACCUAAAUAGUAACAUAGGGUAAUAAUUUCUGGUUUCCUAAAUAACCUGUUGGUCUAUAACUUUGCACUGUAAAAAAAAAUCCGUUGUUUUUAUGGAAAAAUACUGGCAGCUGUGGUUGCCAGAAUAAUCCUGUUAAAAAUACAGUGAAAUGUAAACAACAUUACAGAAUAACUUGUACAUUUCACUGGGAUUCCAUGUAAAAUUAAUGAUAACUAAAUGUAAAUUUUACAGGUAUUCAAUGUACAAUAAUCAAUACAUAACUUAAUUUUACGGAUAUUCAUUGUACAAUAAACAAUGAUUGCAUGAACAUUUCAUGUUCAAACAAUGAUUGCACGAAAAUUGCAUGAUCUACUAGACAGAUAUUUUACAUAAAUUCACUGUUAAUUCUACGGACAUUUUUUACAGUGUGUAGCCGUUUUCUUUACUAUUUUUGAUGCUGGAUAAUACAUUUCAAAGCUCUUUCCACUUGAUGUGUCAUAUUUAUAAUGAGGAGGGUUUUUUUUCAACUAUCAACAUUCUUUAUGGGACUAAAACAAUAAAAGGACUAUAUUUUCUGCCAUGUUUAUUUUUAAGAGUGUAGGUGAUAUGAUUAAGUAUGUUGCAUUCUGCUGAACGAUACAGUAAUGUAGCUAUUACUGCUUUGAUUUUUCAGAUAGAGGAUAACUAUGUUGUAGAUUUAUUUUCUGGAGAGAUCCUAUACAUUUGUAAACAGUCUGAGCCAAACUGAAUAAAGAACAUCUAAGAAAA
Neoarius graeffei (lesser salmon catfish) is the source of this 2644-nucleotide messenger RNA. RefSeq names its product G-protein coupled receptor 55. The record is from RefSeq and is a predicted model, not a curated record. Gene Ontology annotation, molecular function: G protein-coupled receptor activity. NCBI's taxonomy places the organism in Eukaryota, Metazoa, Chordata, Actinopteri, Siluriformes, Ariidae. The transcript is spliced from 2 exons. Bases 114 to 1049 code for a protein of 311 amino acids. Gene Ontology annotation, cellular component: membrane. Gene Ontology annotation, biological process: positive regulation of Rho protein signal transduction; phospholipase C-activating G protein-coupled receptor signaling pathway.